AAAUACAAAACCGAAGUAACAUUUUAAGUUUUAAUCUUAGACGAUUCGUCUUUUAUACGUUACAGCAGAAUAGAGGUUCUCGUUUAUUUUUUAUCGUUUAAGUAGAAGAGAAAAAAGCUCAAACCAGCGCAACAAAUUUUAAUUGUUAAUGAUUUUUUUUUUUUCCCCUUAUAUUCAAACAGGCGAUACAGUGUUAAAGUUUAAGUACCUUUAAGUUGAAUCGCACGUGUGUAUCUCGAGUGCCAUAGGACGCUAAAAAGAUGUUACAUCGAUGUAAUCAGGUCUGACUUAACAGUUAGCUAAACGAUCAUUUUAUUUUAAAGUUAUACUAUUAUUAAUUAUUAUGAUUACAAUUAUUAUUAUUAUUCUUGAUGAUAACGAUUGCGCGUACCGUUUUUGUUUCUUUCGUUUUUCCAUACACAAUCUGCCGUGUAUACCCUGGUGUGCGUACAAACGUUACAAUGUUCUGACUCCUUACUAUAAGUACAGACUCAUCUUAUUUGCGAUUCAUUAUCCAGCGAUAUUUAACGAUUAGAAAAAGAAUUCCGUUUAAAUCGCCGGAUAGAAUUCUGCUUUUACGUUUGUAGAGUCAGAAUUUCCCCUUUCCCUCAUACACACACACACACACACACACACACUUCGACUACGCGAAUUUUCGAAAUACUUUAGAAUUAACAAUAUUGUAUUGUUCGAUUCGCAAAUUUAUAAUAAAGUAUGUUGUGAAUUUUAUUAUUAUCACUGGUAACAAUUCAUUGUACCUUGUUCCCUUUUCUUUUUCCCCCCAAGAAGAAACGAAUGGUGGAUGCAGUCCGAAGGGGUUGGAUGGAAAAUGGAGGGCGAAGGAUAUCUGUAUAACUGUAUGAAAUGUAUUGGAAACGAAAGCCGAAUCGACGUAAGGUGCAAGUAGUAGUCGGUUAGAGGCACGAGUGGGAAAUAACGUAACGUAGGAAAGGCAAGGUAACGUAACGUAAUGUAACGUAAGGUAACGGAGGAUAUAAGGGGGCUCGUAAAAAGGAGGAACGCCGAGUGGGCUACCGGUCAGUUUUAGAUCGAGAGUCAACCACCUCCUCCUCCUAGUUGUUCGGUGUGAUCGCGAACGUGCGGGCUGUGUCGAAAAGAUACGAAGUGCACCAGGGAAAUCAAUACAGUUUGUGAUUCGAUGACCGUACGUUCAUUAUCUUAACGUUAUAAUGUGAAUUAAUUACACGAAUGAUGGUUAUCCGCGCCGCGUAAAUAUCAAGAAUUUCAUUGUAAUUUCUAGCAACGAAGAAACUAUGGUGGUUGCAAUUAUGCCGUAGCCCUGUUAAUCAACGCGCAUCCAAAUUAACCCAGUUAUAGUACAACGACCGUUCUCUGAUGGGUAACGCUUCUAACAGGCGAACAACGCGUCUACCAUAAGUCUAAGUAGGCAUACACCGAUAGUUCGGUGUAGAAAAUAAAGGAUAGCGUACACGUUACAUAAAACAUGGAAAAGAGGCACAGAGUGGUGGCGUUAAUCGGGCUGAUUCUAUUCCUCAAGUCUUCGGACGCGGAAAGCGGCAGCAAGGAACAUUCUUAUUCUCACCACCGACAAAAGAGACUAUUCUGGAUAACGAACGAUGGUCGAAUAGCUUUGCCGCCAGGCACGGUAAUGACGAUAACCCCAACCUUAGCAUUGCCGUUUGUCAGAUAUCCACCCUAUGGUUUCCUCAGCAAUAUGACCAUCAGUCUACCUUUUACCAUCGAUUUCGACAAACUCGGUUUAACCGAUAACGAGAAUCCUUAUGGUGCUCUACCAUCGGCGUUCGAUGCUACCGCGAGGGAUCAAGGAUCGUCCACGGCGGAAUUUAUAGCGACGUUCGUCAAAGGUGGACUGAAUAAGAGAGAGGCUACCGAAAAUCUGCCAAAGAAUGCGUUUUACGGUGGCGAAAGAGCUUUGUUGUACGGUACCGCCGAGGAUAUGCUUGGAAAUUUCGGUUUGAACGGCAAGGCUUGUUUGCUUAGAGCAAUAUGCGAGGUGCAGGGUCACCCUUUGAGCAAUUUCGGUCUGGUCGGGGAAAUGCUCAAGCUUUUCUUCACUGCCAGCAAAUCGCCGUUUGCGAACCUUCUGACAGAGUACAUCGAAGCUGAGAAUAGAGGAAAAUUUCACGGAGAAUGUUGGCCUUAUUUUAAAGACUGUCCAAAAUCUUUGUUUCACCCUUCGGAGAAUAAGUAUACGAAUGAUGCAUUUAACGACAGUGCGGCGGCAACCGAAUCGGUUGAGAUUCGGCAAAAAAAGGAUCCAUAUUCCCCUUCGAUCGAAUCAACGGAUCGUGCAACGAGAAACCCUCCGUUCCCUCGAAAUGUAAAAUCAAUGCCGCAUCCCUCUAUGUAGCUUUCGAAAGAAGCCAAAUUCUAUUUCCACAAGUCGAAGAAAAUUCUGUCUUUCUUUCAAAAUUCUUUUUUAGAAUAACAAUUUAAAUAACGGACGGGAAAAAUGUCGCGCUUUCGACUUGAUCACUUGUAAAAGAAAAAACAACCAAAUACGUACUAGCAUUUUACGCUUCGUUGGCCUAUUUUGGCCUUUGUCGCGUGUCGUAUACACGCGGCUUUUAUCGCCAUAUUAUGUCUAGUAAUUUAUUCUCCGAUGAUGUUUUACAUUAUAAUAAUAUCAAAUUAGUUUCUUGUGAAAGCAACUCUACGUAAAUUGAUUUAUGUAAUUGGAUCAGUGGUUCUUAACCGGUGCUCCGUGAACUUAGAGAAAGUGUUUUGCCAAAAUAUCCCAUUAAAACGAUUGUCAUAAUUUGUUGACUUUUGUUUUGCUAUUGACCGAUAUGUAACCUGUUACGUACAUGAUUUUUAUUUAUUAGGCAAUAUAAAAAAUAUAUAUACUGUUUUAUUUUAUGACUAUGUGCCGCAAAAAUGUUGUAAAAUUGUAAAUGUUCCGUAAUUUUGAAAAGAUUAAGAACCACUGAAUUAGAUAUAUCAUAACAACUAAACUAUUUUGAAUAAAUCGUGGAUAAUUUAUACUGUAUGAUUAUCAUUGAUCGAUAUGUGCCGUUUUCUUGUGAACUACUAUAAGAAUUUCGUAUUAUGUAAUACAAAAUGAACGAAUCAACGAAGAAAACAGUAAAAAGAUCGAAGAACAGAGAAACAUUGAAAAUAAAAUAAAUCAUGGUAAAAUCGUAGUAAAA
This is a messenger RNA of Osmia lignaria (orchard mason bee), 3152 nucleotides long. RefSeq lists its product as uncharacterized. Lineage: Eukaryota; Metazoa; Arthropoda; Insecta; Hymenoptera; Megachilidae. The record is from RefSeq and is a predicted model, not a curated record.